Pyricularia oryzae 70-15 is the source of this 2741-nucleotide messenger RNA. RefSeq names its product ribose-phosphate pyrophosphokinase 5. Lineage: Eukaryota; Fungi; Ascomycota; Sordariomycetes; Magnaporthales; Pyriculariaceae. Gene Ontology annotation, biological process: purine nucleotide biosynthetic process; 5-phosphoribose 1-diphosphate biosynthetic process. Gene Ontology annotation, molecular function: magnesium ion binding; ribose phosphate diphosphokinase activity. The transcript has 3 exons. Gene Ontology annotation, cellular component: cytoplasm; ribose phosphate diphosphokinase complex. Bases 153 to 1487 code for a protein of 444 amino acids. The record is from RefSeq and is a predicted model, not a curated record.
UUUUUUUUUUUUUUUUUUUUUUUUUGGCACGACAUCUGCCCCGCAUCACAACAUUGAUUGACCAAGACCUCAUUGCUUUCUCUCAAACUCACUCAACGCCCCAGACACUCACCUAACCCGGCAACCAGCCCCGCCGGCCAUACGCUGCUGUCAUGGUCCGCAAUAUUGUCGUCCUCGGUGGCAACUCCCACCCGGAGUUGGUUGACGAGGUCUGCGGCAUCCUCUCGAUUCCACCAUGCGACCGCAUCCUGUCCAAGUUCGAGGUGGGAGAGAGCCGCUGCGAGAUCAAGGACUCGGUUCGUGGCAAGGACGUGUACAUUAUCCAGUCUGGAGGCGGGAAGUCCAACGAUCACUUCAUUGAACUUUGUAUCAUGAUCUCGGCCUGCAAGACAGGCUCCGCUAAGCGUGUUACUGCCGUACUCCCUCUGUUCCCCUACUCGCGGCAACCAGAUCUGCCAUACAAGAAGUCCGGCGCCCCGCUGUCCCAGGCCGCCGGCAGCUCCAACAAGGAAUACACAUUCGAGAGCGUUCCAGCAACACCGGCUCCCGGCAUCCCCAGGACUGCUGGGCUUACCAAUGGCGUCGAUAUCACGCAUAUGCUGCGCGACAGCUCCUUCACAAAUGGCAACGCCCCAGCCUCUCCCCGGCCAGCGCCUCCCUCGGAACAAUUCUCUGGCAAGAAUGAUGCAAAUGGUGUGAACGGCAGCCGGUCGGGCAAGCCAAAAGCCCACAAUUCUUCGGCAUCCACAUCUUCGCUCGUCCGGUCCUACACGACACACGAUUACGAGAACCCAUCCUUCAUCAACCACUUCCAGGCUCGGCCGGGCUACAAGCAAUGGGUUGCGCAGGCCGGAACUCUGGUUGCCAACUUACUUACAUGUGCUGGUGCAGAUGGCAUCAUCACGCUUGAACUACACGACCACCAAUACCAGGGGUUUUUCGACAUCCCCGUCGACAACCUCUACGGCAAGCCGUUGCUACAGCGCUACAUCCAAACCCAUGUGCCCAACUACAAGGACGCCAUCAUCGUCAGUCCAGAUGCCGGCGGUGCAAAGCGAGCCACCGCUAUUGCGGAUAGCCUUGGCAUGGAUUUUGCUCUUAUUCACAAGGAGCGUCGCCCGACCAAGAUCUCGGACAACCAGAAUGCCACGAUGAUGCUGGUUGGUAACGUCUCAGGUCGCAUCUGCAUCUUGGUGGACGACCUUUGCGACACGGGUAACACCAUCACACGUGCUGCCAAAUUGCUUAAGAAGCAGGGUGCCACCUACAUCUACGCUCUCGUCACCCAUGGUCUUUUCAGCGGUGACGCAAUCCCGCGCAUCAACGCGUCCUCAAUCGACAAGAUAGUCACAACAAACUCCGUCCCUCAGGCCGAGCACAAGGCCUUGUGCCCAAAGAUGGAGAUUCUGUCAGUCUCUCCCGUGUUUGCAGAAGCCAUCCGCCGGGUGCAUCACGGUGAGAGCAUCAGCGUCCUGUUCCAACACUGAUGUUCUGAUCAAGAAAAAAAAAGCCAUUUCUAGUUGCAGAGCCCAACUUCGUUUGCUGUGGCUUUGCUUGACACUACUACUCAAAACAAAAAAAUCAACUUCCUCUUUUGCAUACACCAGCUCAUGGCGGCGUUAUUUUGGCUUUCCCCAUGGUGGCAUGUUCGAUUAUUCCCUUCGUGCUGGAGAAUCUGGCUUCACGACUCUCCUUGAUCUAGCCCGGAGAAAUGAGUUUGGGGGUUCUAUUUGCUGCUUUCAUCUUCAAAAGGUCUUUUGUCUUUUUUCUUGGGGAGGGCUUAUUUUGUCAUUCAACGUGGCGUCCAAGAUAAAAGGUUCACGCGAUGUCGCAUUUGACGCAAUCCACCUUGAUUCCAGGUGCUCUGUUUGACCAACCUUUGCAAGCGGUUCCUCGCUUAUUCAUGUCUUGAGGUGAGACUUGGUUUCCGAGGUCUGCUUUUGUCUUGGUAGCGUGGGCUUGCUUUGGACCGGCUUAGGGUGACAUGCUUCGCGACGGUGCCAGAACCGGUACCCGUUAUUCCCGCUUUAGGGGUCUUUUCUUGUGGUUCAUUGAGCCACCGUACCGUGAACAAAGUGGCUGACUUGGAACACAUUUCUGACACUUCAGCCGAUUUUGUCGACUGGCUUUUGCUACACCUUACAGACCUCCCUAACCUGACCCUACGCGCAGCUUCGACGUUUGUCUCAAAUCUCCACGCCCGUCUAGGACAAGGCUAUUUGGGCAUAUUAUUGGUUUUCGACCACACGUAGAGUGAUGGACGGCCCACGCGACAGAACUCAGCAGCUCUGUAUUGGUCAAAGCUUGCAGAACUUGGUCCACUUGGCGGAUGCGAGAGGUGACACCGCAGGCAAUUACGAUAUGUACACAACUUAUAGAGGAGAUGCUUAGAUACAUCUCGUAGUUUGGGACGCUUAGUCUUGCCGAGAUAGAACCAAAUGUAGGCCUUGACUAGCAUCGGUAGCAUCAAUCUCGCGUGAAACGACGGUCAGGAGGCUUGUUAUGAAUGCCAUUCUAUACGUGUUUUGCCCAGAGUGGCCAGCAACCUCAGCCACCACAUGCAUCUUCCAACUGGCAGGAUGCAGCCAGUAGGAUGAUGUACCAACUGUAUAACUGUAUGGGCCUGUAUUCGAAUCAACAAAAAUAAAAUAAUUGUUCUCUACACCCGGGCAAAUAUAACUCAAAAACGGAGAGCAUUUCACAUGAUCGCAGCUCUUGCAGCCACAGGACUUCAACGGUUU